This is a messenger RNA of Phoenix dactylifera (date palm), 1802 nucleotides long. The record is from RefSeq and is a predicted model, not a curated record. Lineage: Eukaryota; Viridiplantae; Streptophyta; Magnoliopsida; Arecales; Arecaceae.
CCCUGCUGAGUUGACCACAAGCCAAAGAAGGCCGCUGAAGUCGACCUCGGAGCAGAGUCGCUUAGCUCGGCUUAAGGCCGUUAGCUUCGACUGCACGAGAGGUACAUCCUACUUGGCACAUACAUCUCCAUAGACAUUUGGCUAUAUUAUAGGACGAUCGACGAUUGGACUACUUCCUUCGCCCAAGCCAAAAAACAGCUCGAACUCGGAAGUUGGGGGAUAGUGUUGGGGAAAAAAUGGACCACCCCACAAAUACAAUUAGAGCACCCUAAUCCGACGACAGGCGUGACCCCGGCAAGCAUGAUCUCGGCAUGCACGACCUCAGCAGGCAUGACCUCAGAAAGCCGAGCUCAGAAAAGCGACCUCAUAAGGCCGAGCGCGGAACGCCCACAUAAAGAAGGGAGCACCAAAUCCUUCAUAUUCGGGAUCAAAUCCCGCAGUCUCUGCCACCACAGCUGUCAAAAUUUGAAUUCCUACUAUUUCAACCGAUUGCCAGCUAAUUUGAACGCCCGUGCCAUCUAAUGUAACCUAUUUAAUCCGAGAUAUGCGCAAUCACAAUCAAGGAUGAGUAACUGCCACACCCCCUCCUAUAAAGAGGGGGGAACGCUGGCGAGGCAGGGGGCUUCCUCCUCUUUCCUCCAAAAAGAGGGACUUUCUCCAUUACCUCCCCGGCCAUUACUUUUCUCUCUUACCUCUCUCCAUUACUUCUCUCUAUUAAAAACCUCCCUCUGACUUAAGCAUCGGAGGGCCGGCGCCGGAACCCCGGCCACAGGCUUCUUGCAGGUCCGCCGGAGACAGUCGUCCGCCGCCGCACCACCAGCCGGAGCUUCUCCUCGGUUUGCGGUCACCUCCGGGUCCAAUUUCCAGCAACAAGCCUCAACUUCUUUUGAUGUUUGAUAUGUAGUAGGCCUGGCCAAACAGCUUUAUCAUUUGCAUUGAUUAUUGAUUUGAACUCUGAGGAUGAACCAGAUGCUGAUGGUGAAAGAAAAGGAUACUGCAGGGAUCCAGAAAAGGAAAAUAAUCUGCUUUUCUGCUGUCCCCAAAGCUUACCCAAUUAAUUCCGAACCUUUGGCAAAUUCAAGAAGGCACUGUGCAGACUCUGUAGGAAGCUCUUUCAUGAUCCUGAAUUUGUUCGUAAAUAUCAGCUUAAACGCCCCAACCUUGUGAUGGAGCUGACCUCGAUGAUUUAUGAGGAUGUGCAUUUGCAUUUUAAAAACUAUAUAAAGAAAGGUGCAGCAUGUGGAGGAAUGAAAUUGCGUGGUUAUGUUUGCCAUGGCCAUGAUUCAACAUCAGUUGCAGUUAUGACACAGAAAUCUGGCAUUCUUUGGACGUGGCCCAGCUUGAAAGUUGGGACGGGCGAGGCACCGACAGGCGACAGGACAACCCUCUCGUGGCGCCCACCUCCCGGUGCCCUCGAAUACGGAGGCACAGGCCCUGCCGAUUCCUGCCGUCCGAUGAGCCGCGUGGCCGCUGGCCGAUUAGAGGCUAUCGGAUUGACGGGUGGACGCGCGUGGAUUAUACGGCUGGAGACAGCGUCACGUGAUCCCCACGCCCCGUACAGUGUCUUCCGCUUUCCGGAUGCUGCCUGGCUUUGAAAUCGUGAGCGGAAUCCGAUUUCCGCCGGCUGGUUUUAGAACAACCGGAUGGGCCCGGUGUUAACAUCGGCGUUCAAUUUUAUCAGAUUACGAGGUGAUUUGAUAAUUUUAAAAACAAAAAAAUAAUUAUAAAGAAAUAAAUUUUAUCAUAUUUGGUUGAUAAAAAAUUAUUUAAGAAAAUAAUAUCGAACAAAGAUGGCUAUAUUU